Messenger RNA from Doryrhamphus excisus (bluestripe pipefish), 3356 nucleotides. RefSeq names its product homeobox protein Hox-B6a-like. Gene Ontology annotation, biological process: anterior/posterior pattern specification; regulation of transcription by RNA polymerase II. Gene Ontology annotation, cellular component: nucleus. Gene Ontology annotation, molecular function: RNA polymerase II cis-regulatory region sequence-specific DNA binding; DNA-binding transcription factor activity, RNA polymerase II-specific. The record is from RefSeq and is a predicted model, not a curated record. NCBI's taxonomy places the organism in Eukaryota, Metazoa, Chordata, Actinopteri, Syngnathiformes, Syngnathidae.
UAAGAUAUAUAUCAAUGUGUCAACAAGUACAUUAUUCAUAAUGAAAUAUGAUAUUUUGUAAAGACUGAAAAAGAAUAACAGAACUAAAAAGAAAUACCAAAUGUCUGUGCUUAUGUUAUCAUAUAAGUCAACUCAAAUCAAAGUCAAAAAUGUAGGGACACCCCGUACGACACGCAUGCGCACUAGGUGGUGCAUGUAUCAUAUAAUAUCUGCUUCCUGAAAUGAUUGGAAUGUGUGUGCUAUUAUUUGCAGAGGAAUAUGUUUUACUAUUUCCAUUUAGUCGUGCACCAUCACCCCCCCCCCCCCCCCCCCCCCCACACACACACCACACCCCACCCCGACCCUCCUCCACGCACGCACACGCACAGGACUGGCAUGCAAUGUGGCGUAUACAAUAUGAGGAUCCCGCCAGACGGACACAGGAAGAGUCAAUUUAACGCGCCAAAGCCCCCCAGCCUGAUUGCGUCAUGUCACCGGGAAGCAGAUGAGGAUAGUAAAACUAGAUUGGAUGCGAAUUAGGGAGAUUGGAGGAGGUAAAAUGGAAAACCCCCCCCCCCCCCCACCCACCCCCCAAGGCAAGGAAAGCUGGUGAACGCAUGCAGACACAGAACCUUCUCACGCACGCACACACACACACACAUACACACACACACACGGACUCCCCCAUCCUCACCUCCCCCAAGAGUGCGGCCAAGUAGGUGAUGAAGAAGAAGUGGGGGCUAUAAAACACAACAAAUCAUAAAGUGCAGUCUGGGGGGGCGCAGAUGAAGGAGGACUGGCGGGAGACGCGUUAGCCUCCUCUUCCUCCUCCUCCUCCUCCUCGUGCUGGUGGUGUGUGUGUGUGUGUUUGUGUCAUUGUUGUGUUGUUGCUCGGUUGCCGUCCACCUUCCUCCGCCUCGCCGUCCUCAUGAGCUCCUACUUCGUCAACUCCUCUUUCCCGGUUGGAGGCGGGCAGGCGGCGGAGUCCUUCCUAGGCCAGAUCCCCCUCUACUCCCCCGGCUACGCCGCUGACCACCCGCUCAGACAUUACCCGGCGGCGGCGUACGGGGCGCAGGAGAAAGCCUACCCGCCUUCCAGCUACUAUCAACCGGCCACGAGCGCGGCGUACAGCGGGCACCGGGCGGGCGUCGCCACCACCGUAGCCGGCACGUGCGACUACGCCACAGCCGCUGCCGCCGCCGCCGCGGCGGCGGCAUCGAGCUUCUACCGGGACAAGGAGUACGCUUGCGGUCUGGACGAGCACCCGCUCUCCCUCGGCCAGCAGGACGGCGCGCAUCGCAAGGCGGACUGCAAGGGACUGUUCGGGGACGCCGGGGACGACAAGAGCGGACCGGCGCACAUUUACCCGUGGAUGCAGAGGAUGAACGCCUGUAACGGGACGUUCGGCAGCCCCGGCAGACGUGGGCGUCAGACCUACACCAGGUACCAGACCUUGGAGCUGGAGAAGGAGUUCCACUUCAACCGAUACCUCACGCGCAGGCGGCGGAUCGAGAUCGCUCACGCGCUAUGCCUCACGGAGCGCCAGAUCAAGAUCUGGUUCCAGAACCGCAGGAUGAAGUGGAAGAAGGAGAACAAGCUGAUUAACUCCUCCACCUCCUCCACCUCCUCCUCCUCCUCUUCCACGGUGAACGGGGGGGAGGAGGAGGACAAACGGACGGAGUGAAGGUGAAGCUGCCAGGAAGAAAAGACACUCCAAGCAAAGUGGAUGCUUCUCAUCUCACCCUCCUUCCGAAGCGCGGGAAAGGAAGCCAUGCGUUGAAUGACUGAGAAGAAGAAGAAGGAGAAGAAGUUCUGACCAGGCAAGAUGGAGAAGGAAAAGGAGUCACGUGACUUUGAGGUCCACACGAGCACGGAUAUUUAGAAAGGAAAACAAGCAUAUUUUCUGUAAAAGUUGUGUGUGGGUCAAAAGUGGUUUUGAAAACCUGUUUCCAUGGAAACAUGGUGUAAUGUAGCACUCUACAAGUCACGUGACUGCCCUUUCAGGCCUCCUGAUUGGACAAAAUGAACAUCUUUUUAGGUGGAUUCUUUUUUUAAGCACUCUUGAGUUUUUUUUGUGACAAAACGUGCAUUUCAAGGAAAUAUCCGUGUUGGUGUGGACACGCUUUCAUUUCAAUGAGGGAUGUUGCGCUUCCGAUUUGACUUGGGAAAUGUACAGUAUGUUAUUUGGCACUCACAUUGAAAAAAAAAACGUUUUUUUAGAAUUUUGUGUGUGUGAAAUAUGAACACACACGUCUUUCUCUUUUCUCUGUGUUGUAAAGAUAUAAAAAGAGGUAAAAAAAAAGAGGCAGCUAAGAAUGCAUGUGAUGGGACGCACCUCUAAAAAGGUUCCAUUUUCAUGCAUAUAAAGCAUAUUCUUCUGUACAUUGUUACGCUCAAAAACUACGUUACUAGUGUAGUGACACCAUACGACAUCACAGCAGCAGCUAGCUAGGCUUCUAGCCAGCUAGCAACUAGCUUGAGCACACAGCAACUACGUUACUAGUGUACUGACACCUUGCUACAUCACAGCCGCUAGCUAAGCUAUAGUAGCCAGUUAGCGACUGGCUUGAGCACACAGUAGCUACGUUACUAGUGUAGUGACACCUUGCCACAUCACAGCGGCUAGCUAGGCUACUAGCCAGCUAGCAACUAGCUAGAGCGCACACUGGUUCCCAGUGGGCCACUAUAGCCAAAGGUAACGCUACAUAUUGGAGCUAGCUGUCUUUGUGUUUUGGAGGCUAGGUGUAGCGUUGCUAUGUGUUGCUAAGUUGCUAUGUGAAAUCAAUGCACCCAGGAAGGAAGUUCCCAACGUACCACAAGUACUACUGCUGUUAUCAUGAAUGUAGUUGUUCCUACAUGCUCACAGCAUGGAUAGAAAACUUUGAGGGGAGCUUUUUCGAGGUCUUUUAAUAGCCCAAAAGGUGUGUCCCAUGAUGGGCAUUCAUUAGCUGCCUCUUUUCACCUGUUUUUUUUGAACUGUGAACUAACAAUAUUGUGGAUGAUUGGCACAAUUCCCAAAAAAAGUGCACUUUUCCUUUAAGGCUGAAAUGAUAAGCAGGGUGAUGAGCAUAUAUGAUUUGGUAAGAACGCCAAUGAAGGGAGGGGUGGCUAACGUGCUCUUGUUAUCCUUAAACUACCUAAAACAUGCAGGAACGUCUCCAUGAUGACUUAUUUGAUGUUUUGUCAAGUACUUAGCAUAUAUCUAUAUAUACAGUAUACUACCUAUAUGUCCAAUAAAGUACAAAGGAAUGUAGUGCAAAGUGUGCAGUGAAUGUUUUUAUAAGACAAAAGAAGCAGUGGUGUCCAAACUGCAGCCCGCGGCUUGUCGCUUUAUUGACGUCAACAGAAAACAAACAACAAUAAAAACAAAACAAAGC